AUGGGUUUUUACAACUGGUGCGCCCUGUUCUACGGCCGCCUGCUCAGCCAAGCUUCCCACACGCGCCUCGUCAGCAGCAACCUGGUUAAGGCUAACCCUGGCAUUUUAGACCGGUUCCUGAGAAAAGAUGUAGUGGGUCACAGUCAGGGGAUGCGGAUCCUUCACCUGCCAGGGCAUUUUAACGACAACAUCAAUCUCUACCUAUUACCAUACGAAUUAAAAGAAGGGCGAGUGAAAUGGUCGGACGUAAGCCGUGAUGCGGAGAAGUGCGUUCAGGGAUAUAACCCGGAGGAUAUGAAGACACUGAAGAAGCUCAUAAGGGCUGCGGCGCCGGCGGCUUAUGGGGAGGAUCAGCUGCGCCCCGGGUGGUAUGUUUUCCAGGCCACGUCAGGGACUUUGGACUUUGAGACAAUUCUUGCACCGAUAUCACCGACCAUGGGUAUCUACAACUGGUGCGCCCUUUUCUACGGCCGCCUGCUCAGCCAAGCUUCCCACACGCGCCUCGUCAGCAGCGACCUGGUCAAGGCUAACCCUGGUAUACUAGACGGUUUCCUAAAGAAAGAGUUGGUGGACCACAGUCAGGGGAUGCGGAUCCUUCACCUCCCAGGGCAUAUCAAAAGAAUGGGUUACGUGCUAGAACCACAAGAGAUCAAGGAAGGGCGCGUGGAAUGGUCGGAGGUAAGCCGUGACGCUGAGAAGUGGGUUAAGGAAUAUAACCCGGAGGAUAUGAAGACGCUGAAGAAGCUCAUAAGGGCCGCGGCGCCGGCGGCUUAUGGGAAGGAUCAGCUGCGCCCCGGGUGGUAUAUCUUCCAGGCCAAUUGGUCGACUUUGGACGUAGAAAACAUGCACGAGAUGAGUGCAGAGGCAAACAUAAAAGUGGAGGGCUGCCCUUAUAAGUGCUACACAGAAGAUUGA
Molecule: messenger RNA, 915 nt
Organism: Klebsormidium nitens
Lineage: Eukaryota; Viridiplantae; Streptophyta; Klebsormidiophyceae; Klebsormidiales; Klebsormidiaceae
Source: the annotation of a GenBank genome assembly